Triplophysa rosa is the source of this 2115-nucleotide messenger RNA. RefSeq names its product arginine/serine-rich coiled-coil 2 (gene rsrc2). Bases 118 to 1365 code for a protein of 415 amino acids. The record is from RefSeq and is a predicted model, not a curated record. Lineage: Eukaryota; Metazoa; Chordata; Actinopteri; Cypriniformes; Nemacheilidae. The transcript is spliced from 10 exons.
AGAGGAAACAUCCGGGUUUUCUUCAACCGAAACAGUCGCGAAUGCGUGAAGCAAAUUCAACAAUUUGGCGACGAAAAGAGUGAUUUCAUUGGACGUUUCACUCGUUUCUUGUGUGACAUGGCGGCAAAUGACGCCGACUUCAGCGGCGCGCUGUCGGGUAAGUCGCAGUCUGAUGAAGACCGUCGACGGUACGGACCGGAAAGCUCAAAAGCCUCGCGGAACUCGAAGCACAACUCCCGGUCCAGAUCGCGCUCGGUGGAGCGCAAGCGCAAAUCAGGAGACAAGAGGCACAGACGAAGCCGAAGCAGAAGCAAAGAGGUGAGGAGGAAGGACUCUCUGAAAUGCCGGAGCGGAUCCGAGGAGCCGGAGCUGUCGGAUAAGGGCCGCGACAGGCUGUCAGAAGACAUGGAAGAGCGUCAGCGUCGCAAAGAGAGGAAAUCCUCCAGGACGAGAAGCACGUCGAGAUCACGCUCCAGGGAAAGACGACAUCAUAAUCGUAACUGGGACAAAAGAAGAUCUCGCUCGCGCAGCGGCGACCGAAGAUCGAAGAGUCACGAGAAAAAGAGACGUGGCAGAUCUCAAUCGAACUCCAAAGGCAAACACAGACAUCGCAGCAGGAGUCACAGCAAGAGCAGGGAGAAGAAAAAGAGAACAGAGAAAACUAAGAGGAGAAGUCGCAGUCGGUCAGCCACUCCUGUGGCUUUUAGAGGCAGAAACACGGCCAUGGACGCUCAAGAGGCCUUGGCCAGACGGUUAGACCGAGCGAAGAAACUUCAAGAACAGAAGGAGAAAGAAUUGCUUGAUAAACAGCAGCAGGAUAGAGCAGCAGCAGCGGCUCCGCUGUCAUGCGACACGGUCACCGCAGCGGCCGGUCCGGCCUUGAACGUCGCGGCGCUGCUUGCUUCCGGCACGCAGGUCACCCCGCAGAUCGCCAUGGCUGCUCAGAUGGCGGCGCUUCAGGCGAAGACGCUAGCGGAGACCGGCAUCGCUGUGCCAAGCUACUACAAUCCCUCUGCGGUCAACCCCAUGAAGUUUGCCGAGCAGGAGAAGAAGAGGAAGAGGUUGUGGCAGGGGAAGAAAGAGGGGGACAAGUCGCAGACGGCUGAGCUCUGGGAGAAGCUCAGUUUUGGCAACAAGGACCAAAACGUUAAAUUUCGCAAACUGAUGGGCAUCAAAGGUGAAGAGGAAAGCGGCCCCUCGGGAGCAGUGAAUGAAGAAGGUAUGAAGACGUUGCAGCAGCAGGAGGAGAUGUUUCGUAACCUGGACGUCCAGUACGAGAUGGCGCGGUCGCAGACGCACACGCAGAGGGGAAUGGGCCUCGGCUUCUCCUCCUCUUUCUCUUCCAGGGGCAUGGAUGCCGUCUGAAGCGCGCUUCUCCCCUCUGUAAACUCUCACGUUCGUAGAGAAUACUGGCACGUCAGCUCGCGUAGAUAUCGACUUCAUCAGAUGUGUCGUUUUAUUCAGUGACCGCUUCAUCUCGGAAGAAUUCACAUGUAAAUACAACCGAUCGUUAAAUCAAGAUUUGUUGCUUGGUCUCUGAUAACUGUGUGUGUGUGAUAUUGCAGUGCUCGCAUUGGGAGUUAAGGUGGGGAUUGUAAUUGUACAACUGACUUCUUUUGUAUUAAAACUGUGUUUACAGAUAGUCUCGUCCAGUGAUGUUUGCGGUAUCUGAAAUGCAUGCGAUGGACUAGUACGCACUGAUAUUGUUGGCCUUACAUCAGGUGGCAGGGUAACAAGUGUAUUUAUUUAUGAUCGUGUGGGUAAAACCAUUGUCUGACUUGCAUAAUGCUCGGUGCGUUUUCCAUUCGCUUUCAUAUCGAGCAAUACAGUGUUCGAGGCUGUGCUUCAUCAUGAGUACGGGACAGCAAGGGCACUGACUGUAACAUAAACCUCCAGCCGAAGUGAAAGAUUGAUUUGAAAUGAUUGUAGAAGUCAAGGAACUGCUGUACUUAUGGUGCAGGUGAUGGAUGGAGGAAGGUUGUGAGGGAGAGAGAUUAACUAAUAAAAAUUUAAAUUCUUCAAUUGCAUUGGUAUACAGGUUUCAAGGGAUUGAAAACCAUGAUGAGGAAACGUUGGAAACCAACGUUUGAGACUUCAAGCCCACAAUUUCUUCCU